Equus quagga is the source of this 2069-nucleotide messenger RNA. It is a transcript of the gene PRR18, whose product is annotated as proline rich 18. The transcript is spliced from 3 exons. The record is from RefSeq and is a predicted model, not a curated record. Bases 1 to 945 code for a protein of 314 amino acids. Lineage: Eukaryota; Metazoa; Chordata; Mammalia; Perissodactyla; Equidae.
AUGCAACAGUCGGUCGUGACACCAGCCAGGCGCAGCCAGCACCUCGCGGGGCCGCGUCCCCGGCCCGCGCGCUCGGCUCCUCCUCCUGCCGGCGACUCUCCCGGCGGGGACCAGGCGGCGCCCGCACUCGCCGCGCCCGGGCGGCUGGCGCUGUCCCGCCGGAUCAGGCCGAGGAGCCCCCGAGCUGGACGCAGGUGGGUGCGGAGCGGGGACGAGGGCGCCGACCCGGCCACUGAUGGGGAGGGCAGCAGGCUCCGCGCGCCCCUGACGAGGGACCGCCCCUCUGCUUUCAGGGCGCUGAUGAUCCGCCGGCUCGGCAGCACCAUGCCUUUCCCGCCCGUGCCGCCGCCGCCGCCCGCCCCGGCCCCGGGGCUCCCCGCCGCGCGCCCGCCGCCCCGGAGGCCCGGCAUCCCCCGGAAAGCGGCGGCGCCCGGCGAGGGGAGCGGCCGCCGGGGCCGCGCCAGCAGCACCGCCUCGGGGGCGCGGACCGCCGGCUCGGGGACGGCCGCGGGGGCAGGGCCCGACGACGCGCUGCGCUUCUCCCUGAGCCUCACCCCCGAGGCCGUGCUGCUCAUCCAGAGGCGCCACAUGGAGAAGCAGCUGCUGGCGCGGCCCCGGCGGCCGCUCCCCUCGCCCUCGGCCGACGCCAGGCGGCUGCUCGCCCCCUGCCCCCGGGCCACGGCCGCGGGUCUCUCCCGGCGCCCGGCUCCGCCCGGCGGCCUGCAGGCCCUCGACCUCGGGCCGCGGCCCGCCGACCUGCGCCCGGUGCUUAAGGUGUCGCUGCUCAACGAGCGGCACAAGUACGACGACGUGGAGUACGAGGAGGAGGCCGAGGUGGUGGACGAGGGCCUGGUCCGCAAGUGCACCGAGUGGCUGCGCGGCGUGGAGUCGGCGGCCGGUCGCGCCGGGCCCCUGGACGCGCUGCCGCACCUGAGCACGCUGUGACCCGAAGGACUGACGCCUCCCGAGGCCGGCUCCCGCCUCCUGGCACCUGUGAGCCAGGUGGGCUUCCUGAUGCCCGUCGCCGCCUCCCGGGCACCUGUGAGCCAGGUGAUGCUCGCCGCCGCCCCCCAGGCACCUGUGAGCCAGGUGACGCUGCACGCCCACCUCCCUGCGCCUGGGAGCCAGGUGGGCUUCCUCGUGCCCGCCGCUGCCUCCUGGCCACACUGUGGCACCUGAGCACCUGUGUGCCAGGUGGGCCUGGUGGGACGAGACGGUCUCCCUCGACGCUCACCGCCCACCCCCUGGACGUGCUGCUCCACCCGGGCGCCCUCGGGGGAGACACAGACAGCCUCGCCGACCCCCAUGGCCCACCUCCUGCCCAGGCGCCUCCCCGCUCCCCAGCCGGACAGCCGACGCCCCUCCCUCUCCACACUGGUGGUCUCGACCCCACAAGUCUGCCUUCUGCACCAUCCUGGUGUCCUUGCCUCGUGGGGGUGUAAGCAGCGGUGAAAACGCCUCUCUGCCCCGGUCCCCUCAGGUUCUUUGAGGCCCUGUGCUGCGGAGUCCUCGGUAGGCGGGUGUCACUCUCUGCAGGUGCUGGGCCGGGGUGCCCCGGUCUGAACAGUGGGUGACAGCCACGAGGAGGGAUGGGGGACCAGGAGCGCGGGGUCUGUUGCACAACCGGAUGUGGCGCUUCAUUUGUGAUUUUGUUUCUUCUCGAAAGAAGAGACGUUGCGGGUGUUGGAAAGCCUGAAAAUGGAAGGUAACCGAAUGUUCGAACUCGGAAGGCGAAGGGGCUAGCCCACCGGGAGCUAGCCCACCUGGUGGAUGGACGCAGUGAUGGCAACAGUGCCGUGCUCACGACACGACUCUCCGCGGGCUGCGUGCUCUGCGGGCCUCUCUGCCAGCCGCGGGCAAGCCUGCCCCACACACACGCACAUGCUCACGGAUGCUUACCCUUCUACUCACACACUUACACUUGCUCACGCAGUGCUCUCACGCACACGCUCUCCCACUCAUACAUACACACACACUCACACUCACGCUCACACAUGCAUGUGCACACACACACACACCAUGCCUGCCCUCGCACAGACUCAUUUGCUUACAUGCUCACACACACUUGC